Adineta steineri is the source of this 261-nucleotide messenger RNA. The record is from the annotation of a GenBank genome assembly. NCBI's taxonomy places the organism in Eukaryota, Metazoa, Rotifera, Eurotatoria, Adinetida, Adinetidae.
AUGAUUGCUGCUAAUGAUAGCCAUAUUGAUAAUGACGAAGAUAUAUUAAUGGUUGAAGCCGAUGAUAUUACUAUUGAAUUAAUUUCAUUUGGCCAUUCAUUUGGUGUUCCACAAAAUAUUGAUUUAUUGUAUUCAGUACGUCAUUUUCCAGCAACUAAUGUUGAAAACUAUCAACAAUACGAUGGACGACAUAAACGAAUACAAACUGAAUUAUUCAAUUUAGUGGAAUAUGAAGAUAUAAUUAAAAUGAUUACAGAAUAA